AUGGAGUUCAAAGAUCCUUAUAAACUUGUUGAACAAAUUUUUACACCUUUAUCUCAUUGUAUUCCAGAAAGUCUCAAAGCAGAGAAAAAGAGUGCUGGAUAUGGAUUUUUUUAUGGGAUAUUCCAAACUACUAUUGAAUCAGCUUUCUUUGGUCAAGUUAUUAAUUAUUCAUUUUUAACUCAUGAAGCACACAAAAAAUAUAAUUGGAACCCAACUAUUGUUUAUAAAACAUUUCCAAAAAAUUUAAAUAAUUUAAUUCCAUACUAUUCCACUACUCGUGCUCUUCAAUGUGGUUAUCCAAAAACACAAAAAAGAAAUUGGAUGAUUAGAACAUUAACACCUAUUAUUGUUCUUCCAUAUGAACAUAUUUUAUCAUUUUUUACUCAUAAAUUAAUUCCAAGUAUUCCAAGGCCAAUUUGUUCAGUUUAUCAAAACAUUAUUCCAUUUACUAUGAUGGAAUUAAUAUUAGAAACUUCUUCAUCAAUUAAGCCAACUGUUCAAAAAGCAUUAAGUUGUAUUGUUUCAAAUGGAUGGGCACAAUUAGGAACUGCUGCUAUUGGAAAUGCAUUUGGUUAUUUAAUGAACCACCCAGCAUUUAUUAUUAACACUUUUAUGAAACAACAUCCUGAAAUGGGAUUUAUUCAAUCAGUUAAAUAUAUUUCUGCUACUAAAGGUAUUAAAGGUUUUUAUGCUGGUUCAAUUCAUAGAUGUACCAGAGCAGCCCAUUCAGCAGCCGUUACAAGUCUUGCUGGUGUUGCAUUUGAUACUUUAUUCUUGAAAAAGAAUAAACCAAAAACAGUUUCUAAAAAGAUGAAACUUUUCUGGCUUUUUUAA
Entamoeba nuttalli P19 is the source of this 834-nucleotide messenger RNA. RefSeq lists its product as hypothetical. The transcript has a single exon. Lineage: Eukaryota; Evosea; Mastigamoebida; Endamoebidae. The record is from RefSeq and is a predicted model, not a curated record. Bases 1 to 834 code for a protein of 277 amino acids.